Prorocentrum cordatum is the source of this 2259-nucleotide messenger RNA. Lineage: Eukaryota; Dinophyceae; Prorocentrales; Prorocentraceae. The record is from the annotation of a GenBank genome assembly.
AUGGCGGUGAAGUUGUCCUCGGCCGAUGCGUUCGAGAUCCACCUCCAGGCCCUCACCCGGUCCCUCGACCUGCAGGCGGAGUUGGUGCGCAGCGCCUUUGACCUGCACCCGGACUUCCCGCUCGGUGACUUCCGGGGGCUGACCGCGGAGGCGAUCGGCAAGUUCCGCGCCGCGGUGGGGGAUCUGCGCUCGGACCUGAUCGCCGUGGCCGCUACCGCCAGGGUUGCUACGGAGUCUCCAGUGGCGAUGGGGUCCCCCACCCGCAAGCGUGCUUCCUCGAAGGGUAGCCGUGGCAGCCGCAGGAGCAGCGAUCGCCCGUCAUGGAAGGCCUCGAGCAUACAGUCUGCGGAGGAGGAGGAGGUCGGUCAGCCCGCGAGCCGAGGGUCCUCGACGAAGCUGUCUGAUGUCGCCCUAACUCCAUUCGUGCUAUCUGAUGUGGAUGCCCACAAGACCAGGGGCGCACCUACGACGACCUCAGAUGCCACCGCCAUGUCAAAGGGCCCGAGGAGAACCCCACGGUGUAUCGACGGCGUACUGAAUCCAGAUUGGCCUCCGAGGUUGUCGUGGGACAUGGUGGUCGUCUUCCUGGUCCUGUGCGACAGCGUGGUGAUCCCCUUCCAGCUGGCCGAGUUCAACACGGGGCCAAGGUUCGAUGAGUUCUGGCUCUGGCUGACGAUCGCAAUAUUCGGGAGCGAUCUGGUGAUGAAUUUCUUUACCGGCUACCGCGCGGGCAAAAAUGACAAGCCCCGGCAGGAGGGGACCCUCGUCACCGAGAAGGCUUGCAUUGCGGUCAACUACCUCCGUGGAUGGUUCUGGAUCGAUUUCAUGAGCACUGUGCCGUGGCACAUCAUCGCGGAGGCCUUCACUUCCAGCAGUGAAACGUCUUCGGGGGCCCAGGUCACAAAGCUCGCCAAGGUGGUCAAGUUGACGCGGCUUCUGAGGCUGAUGAGGAUGCUACGUCUUGCCAAGAUCCAGGUGAUUUGGGACCGUCUGGAGGGCAAGAUCGGCUCCAUCACCGCUUUGAACGUGGUGAGUAUGUGCAAGGUUCUGCUCAUAUGGGCCGCAAUUUGCCAUUGGGGCGCAUGCAUCUGGUGGAUGGUCGGCAGGAGAGACAGUUUGGUGAUGCUUAUUACAUUUCAGGAAGAUCCGGAUGCGCUCCACUGGACAGAGUUGCCGCGCAGGCAUAGUCCUGAGGACAGCUACGGGACGUGGAGAUGGGUGGAUAGGCCUGUGGCGGAGCAGUACGUGUUUUGUUUCUAUUGGAUCUUGGGAGUGAUGCGCACCAUGCCAGCCGAGGUCACACCGAUCACCUUGGUGGAGAGGAUGUUUGUCCUUCUCUUCAUGUUCUUCGCCGUCAUGGCCUUCGCCGUCAACGUCGCCCGCAUCACGCAAGCCUGGUUCAAGUUCAGCGCGCGCAAGGACGCCUUCAAGGAGGAGAUGGCCUACGUCCGCAUGCACCUGAGAUCGAUCAACUGCGGCGCCACGCUGCAGCUGCGCACACAGGGGUACCUGAACCACCUGUACGCGAAGCGGAAGCUCCACGCCAAGGAGGCGGGCCUCCUCGGCGUCCUGCCCGACGAGCUGAAGCUGCAGCUCGUCCAGGCCCAGCGGAUCCGCUUCCUCAAGAUGAUCUCGCGGCUCCAGGGGUGGAAGGACCCGGACCUGCGGCGCGUGUGCGACGCCACCGACGCUAUCGACUACUUGCCCGGCGACGCGGUCGUGGAGCGAAACAGCGACGCCGAUGCCGCGCACGUGCUCAUGCGGGGGGGCCUGCAGGUGCUAGCAGCGGAGGACCAGCGGGCGACGGCCAGCGGCACCUCCCCGAGGAGCCGGGCGAGCCGGAGGUCGUCCUUGGUGCAGCGCCUCUCGGUGCGCGGCGGCGUCGACCCCCUGACGGUGGUGGACGAGCACUGCCUCUUCGACCUGGGGAGCGACGUGAAGAGCAGGAACACCGUGGUGGCGCUCGAGUGCUCGGAGGUGCUGCGCAUAGACCGGCGCAGGUUCCAGGAUGUGCUCCAGACGCGCAGCGCCAGGAAGGCCGCAGACGCCCACGCGAGGAGCGUCCGGGACACGCUCGGCGCAGGUCAGCAGGCGGCCUCCGACUCCGAGGGGGGCAGCGACGACGAGCCUCCGAGCGAGGAUCUGGGAGGCGUCCGAGGCGCCGCGACGGGCAUGGCAGCGAUGAGGCAGAGCAGUGAGGCCUUUCGGCAGCAGCAGAUGCAGCACAACGCUGCCAGCGCCGCGGUGUCGGCAGGAUAG